Messenger RNA from Malassezia globosa CBS 7966, 2643 nucleotides. RefSeq lists its product as uncharacterized. Bases 1 to 2643 code for a protein of 880 amino acids. Lineage: Eukaryota; Fungi; Basidiomycota; Malasseziomycetes; Malasseziales; Malasseziaceae. The record is from RefSeq and is a predicted model, not a curated record. The transcript has a single exon.
AUGUCGACUUGGGAGCGAGCGCCUGAAUCGCGCAAGAUCGGGCGCCUUCCAGCACUCCAGCGCACGCCAAGACGAAAUCCCUCUGAGCGCUCGCCUCGUCUUAAUUGGGACCAGGCACUCGGUGAGUCGCCCAUCACUGCUGGUGGCUUGGGCAGUCUGUCGAUGCCGCUGGGUGUGAUGCCUUCGCCCACUUCGCGAUCGUUUGUCGAUAUGGAUGUGCGAGAAACCGAGGAUGUACAGGUGGAUCAAAGAACAUCAGGCGAGGACCAUGGCCAUGGCGAACAAGACGAUGGUGCCGACCACGAGGACGAGCAUAUCGAACCAAGCAGUGAUAUGCGUGACGAUGCCUCCGUCGAAGCUGAUGAUGCUAUUCCAAGUGCACACAAUCUCACGGAACAGGAUGAUCACGAGAUAAGCGCAUCUCAAGAUGCGCGCAUUGCGUCGAAAACGCCACAGUCGCAACGUCCUGGUCUCCCUCCUUCAUCACACGCGCCACGAAACGCACAUAUGGACUACUAUGAAACCAUCGACUUUGACAAGAUCACAGAUCCAUUUACUGACACACGGCGUGCAUUUAUGCGAGGCAUGGCUGCUGCGCCGUCGGAGCCGCCAAAGUCUGUGCAUCGAGCGCCAUCCUCACCGCCAAAGCGGACAAGCAUCCACAUGCAGUCGGAAUCACGUCGUAGCCCUUCUCCGACCCGUUCACUUCAGGCAAACUCUCCUUCUUUACAAGCACGGACAAAGCGUGCAUCCAACACUGCGGCGUCCAUGGCGCACGAGAAAGAAAUCGCAUUUGCAUCUCCGCGACUCACUCGACGUUCUGAUGAUGUUGAAAAUCGUGCUAUGUCAGCUACCCACAAAACCAUCAUCCCACGAGCAUCUGUGGCAUCACAUGAAGCAGGCUUUAAGAAUGCGCCAAAUGAGAUACCAAAAGAGCCGCGGGCAUCAAUAUCAUCGUCAUCCAUGCCGCUCCGACGCCGCCAACUUGCUUCUGGUGUGUCGAUGGCGGAUACCAGGCCGUCAAAUAUGAAUGAUGAGCAGACAUCCGAGGAAAAAAAUGCUUCCUCGUCGAGUGCGAGUCGAUUUGACGUGACUGAGUCGCAUGCAACUGUGAUAAAUACUUCCAUGCGAGCCACAUCAAAAGACGUACCGCGUUCGUCGUCGACACACACUUCACGAUCGUUUCCUACAACAUCUAACGCUAUACCUGCUACCUACUCUGGCACAAAUGCUUCGUCGGAUUUGAUGACAGAUCCAGGUCCAUCGUCACAAGUCCCUCGUACGCCACGAACUCUGCCAUCUCGUCGGUCUUCGAUGAAGUCUUGGCUUCCUGACGUGGACAAUCUUCCAGGUUCAAGACAACCAGUGUCAGCAACGCCAUCAGCGGGCGUUUCUAGCAUGGCACCUCAACCUACGCGAUCCAACCGUCUUCUGACGGAGGAACUCCUGAAAUGGAAGAAAAAAUACGCGGAUCUUGAGGAUGAAAUGGAUGCUUUACAGUACAAACUAGAGCAUAUGCGGGACGAUGCAGCCAUCGGCUCAGCGUCCGAACAAGAUAUGCUUAUCCAAAAAAUUGAAGAGCUCCAGCGCGGUCGCGAGAAUGAUCGGAAAGCAAUGCGGCAACGAGUACGUGUUCUAGAAUCGCACAUGGCGGACACGAAGACGGAAUAUGACAACCGGUACUGGCGCUUGCUCAUUAGUUCACCAGAUGUAUCGAGUGAUGCAAGCUCUGUGCAUGUACAGCUUGUCGUACAGCAAAACCAAGUGACACGUCUGGAGGCGGAGCUAGCUGAGCAGAAGCGCCAAGCACGGCUAGCUCGUGAGCAUUCUGCCUUUCUUGUUGGCUUGUACAAAUGGCGCGGUUCACAGCUGUUGCAGUCUCAGUCGAAUGGUACAGGCCAACUUUCUCUGCAUAUCGCCCAUUUGGAACAGCAGCUUGAGAAGGAACGGAGCGCUCGCAUUGCUGCGGAGCGAGCUUUGCAUGCCAGAUCGUUCAGUGGAUCCUCUGCCUUGGCAGGUGGCUGGGAUGUCUUGCACGGAGAAUCUUCUCGUUUGCCUGCGAACGACCAGAAUGGCCUUGAUCUUCCGUCCAAAGCGCCUUUAGCGUCACAAACAUUUCUCGAUCGUGAAUCGUCACCCAUACCGACGCUUCCACCAUCUUUGAGUAUGCAAGAGCCGCCGAUCUCGCCUACGAGAGCAGUGGCAGAGCCUGAACCUGAACCUGAACCUGUUCAGCGAGAUCACGAAAAGACUCGUGGGUCGUUAACGCCUUUGCACGCUGGUCGUGCUGACUCGUUCGAAAACCCUGACUCCGCUCAUGCGCUAACGAAUGCUACGGAUGCUGCCACAGGCAUGCAGGAGACCACAGAAGCCACAGAGGCCAUGCCGCUAAAGCCCGGCAUGACUCCUAUGCUCCGACGUACGGCGGUCCUUUCGACGGAUCUGGAAAUCGAAGGCACGCCCAUGCUCGGUCUUCGCACGAAACACCGUGAAGAGGGCGAAGCGUCGCCCGUCAUUCGCAAGAAGAAGCGGAAGCUUCUCGGUACAGGUUCCAGUCUCUUCCAGCUCAAUGAAGCGACAGCAUCAGCACUUUCUCCCGGCUUGGAUGUUCCGACGGAUCUAUCGCCCCUUCCACUCCCAUAA